This is a messenger RNA of Daucus carota subsp. sativus, 3087 nucleotides long. RefSeq lists its product as uncharacterized. The coding region runs from base 1 to 3087 and encodes 1028 amino acids. The transcript has 7 exons. The record is from RefSeq and is a predicted model, not a curated record. Lineage: Eukaryota; Viridiplantae; Streptophyta; Magnoliopsida; Apiales; Apiaceae.
AUGGACAAGUCUUGGAUUUCAAAAGAUAGGGAUUUAUUAAAAUAUCAAGUGGGGGUUGAAUCUUUCUUGAUAUUUGCCGAAGAAAAUGCUAAGAAUCCUAAUAAAAUCCCUUGCCCCUGUGCACGUUGUGGGAAUUUUAAGAAGCAUUCUGUUAAAAUAAUUAGAGGUCAUUUAUAUGAAAAAGGAUUUAGUUCGGGGUAUGUUGAUUGGAUAUGGCACGGAGAAAAGUGUCCAACUAGUGAGUCAGCACCAAAGUCUUCUUUGGGUAGUAAAUUAGUCGAAAUUCCUACAUCCGAAAAUGUUGACAUAUGUGAAGCAGCGUAUGUGAGGAGUGAAUAUAUUGAUGAUUCGGCUGAAUUUAGUAGGUUUGUCGCUGAUGCAGAACAACCAUUAUACGAGGGUAGCGACAACAACAAAUUAGAGUCGCUGUUGAAAUUACAUAAUUGGAAAUCUAGGUUUGGCAUAAGCGAUAGUGCCUUCACCGAUCUUCUUUCUUCUGUAGGGUCUUUACUGCCUAAAGACCAUGUGUUACCCGUGAAUGCGUAUGAAGCGAAAAAAACCCUAAAUGAUUUAGGCCUCGAGUAUAUUAAGUUUCACGCGUGUCCAAAUGAUUGUGUACUGUACAGGGGUUUAAAUAUUGAUGCGUCGGAGUGCCCCAAGUGCCAUCUGUCUCGUUGGAAGGUUGAAAAAGAUGGUAAACCUAGGAUUAAUGUUCCAGCCAAUGUAAUGUGCGAAUUUCAAGAUGGCCAAAUGCGUCAUCCAGCCGACUCUCCUUCUUGGAGGAAUAUUGAUUAUAGGUGGCCUGAAUUUGGUAGUGAGUCGAGAAACAUUCGCUUAGCAUUAGCUGCUGAUGGAAUAAACCCGCACACUAAUGGCCUUACCAAUAGGUACACUUGCUGGCCAGUAGUUUUAGUAACUUAUAACCUUCCUCCAUGUUUAUGCAUGAAGAGGAAGUUUAUGAUGCUAACUAUACUAGUUUCAGGUCCACAUGAACCGGGUAAUAACAUUGACGUGUAUUUGCAACCAAUGAUUGAUGAUGUGAAAAAGCUUUGGGAAGAAGGUGAACGGAAUGUAUACGAUGCGUAUACAAAGUCUUAUUUCACAUUAAGAGCUGUUCUAAUGUGGACCAUAAACGACUUUCCGGCGUAUGGAAAUUUGUCGGGCUGUCUGAAUAAAGGUUAUAUGGCGUGUCCAAUUUGUGGAGAUGACACAGUAGCUAAACAUUUAAAAUAUAGCAGAAAAAUUUGUUACCAAGGACAUCGAAGAUAUUUGCCACCACAUCAUCCCUAUAGGAGGAGUAAGGCAGCUUUUAAUGGAGAACAAGACUUUGGAUGUGCACGUCAAUCCCAUUCUGGUGAAGAAGUCUUAAGGCAGCAGGAGCAGAUUGAAUUUGCAUUUGGGAAGGAGGUGAAAAAAGCAAAAAAAGGGGAUUGUCCAUGGAAGAAGAAGUCAAUUUUCUUCGAGUUGGAGUAUUGGAAAUUUCAUCACGUACGUCAUUGUCUCGAUGUUAUGCACAUUGAAAAAAAUGUGUGUGAUAGUUUAAUCGGGACAUUGUUGAAUCUUCCAUUCAAGAGUAAAGAUAGCAUGGACUCUCGUCGUGAUAUGAUUGAGAUGGGUGUGAGGCCUGACCUGGCUCCCGAAGUAGGAGAAAAGCGAACCUACCUCCCCCAUGCCCCUUAUACUUUGUCAAGAGCUAGAAAAAAGAAAGAUGUUAGAGUCAUUAUCGCAUAUGAAACUUCCUUAUGGCCAUUCAUCGAACAUAAAAAAUUAUGGAUGUUCCCGUUUGAACGGUUCAACAAAGUGUUGAAGAGUUAUGUUCAGAACCGUUACUAUCCAGAGGGGUGUAUAGCAGAAAGCUACCUAGGAAAAGAGUCGAUUGAGUUUUGCUCAGAAUUUGUUAGGCAAAGCUGCAUGAUUGCUGGUCUUCCAAAGGACAAGGGAAAACUUUCUGGGCCAUUAUCGGGUGUAAUGGUAAAGUCUGUGGAUGAGAAAGAAAGAGACGAGGCACAUUUAUAUGUCCUGCAGAACAACUCUGAAGUGUAUCCUUAUAUCAUGAAGCAUAAGGAGUUACUAGAACAGCAGUACCAAGGCAAAAAAAAGAGUGUUCAAUGGCUAAUUGGAGAGCACAACCGUUUAUUUGCUAAUUGGUUUAAUAAAAGGGUAAGUGCUGAAAUGGUAGAGAAUCCUGAAAAUAUUUCCGAUACGAUUAGAUGGUUGGCAGGUAAACCAUCGUUUACGGUUUUAAGCUAUGAUGGUUAUUUGAUUGAUGGGGUACGAUACUUCACAAAGGACCGUGAUGAUGCAAGAGUUGAUCAGAAUAGCGGGGUUUCUUUAGUUGCCAGGACAGUACAAGUGUCCAACAGUGAGAGAGGUAUCAAAGUUGAUGAUUUAGGCUUCACUCUUGUAGAUUUCAGUCGGCUUGGUCACAAGAACGACAAGUAUGUGUCUGUUGACCACGUGAAACAAGUCUUCUAUAUUGAAGACCCUGUCGAUGCUAGGUGGUCUGUUGCAUUGAACUAUACAAAGGCAGACUAUGAAGAGUUGUACAAUGAUGAUGAUUUGGGAGAUACGACUAUUGAAAAUUCCCCAUUCAACAUAGAUGUUCCUAUGUGUGAUCAUGACGAAGAACCUGAGCCUAAUGUUAGCAAUAAAAGGAAUAGUAUAGAUCCUAUGGCUGACCAAUUUCAGGGAAAAUCAGACUUUAGAGCUCCGCUUCUCACAGGUUCGGACAAUUACAACUGGUGGAAAGGACAAAUGGAAGCUCAUCUCUCCAGAGACCCUCUCAUGCAAAGAGUUGUUGAACGAGGUCCAUAUCAAUUCCUUGAUAAAGAUGGCAAAGUUAAAGAUGUUGAUGAACUUACUACUGACGAGCUAACAAAGCUGGGUGCAAAUGGAAAAGCAAGAAGUACUCUCAUCAAUGGUCUUAGUCAAGCUGAAUAUGACAAGGUGUCAUCUCUCAAAUCUGCCAAGGAGAUAUGGGAAGCGUUGGAAGCUUAUCAUGAAGGUCCAAAGGGUCUAAGGAAAGUAAAGUUGGGACAACUAAUGAAGGAACUUGGUGCUCACUACUACACCAUAAAAGGGCUAUAG